This is a messenger RNA of Plasmodium knowlesi strain H, 453 nucleotides long. RefSeq names its product conserved protein, unknown function. NCBI's taxonomy places the organism in Eukaryota, Apicomplexa, Aconoidasida, Haemosporida, Plasmodiidae. The transcript is spliced from 3 exons. The record is from RefSeq and is a predicted model, not a curated record. The coding region runs from base 1 to 453 and encodes 150 amino acids.
AUGGGCGUUGUGAAACAUAUAUUUGAGAAUGACCAAGUGAGGCUUCUAAAGAACAUCGGCACUUUUGCUGAAACCCUCUCCACCCUAAGUUCCGUCCCAAGCUUUAAAAAGUUUAUCUUCACUAAAUAUGGCACGAACUAUGAUAGGGUUAUGCAAAAUUGCCGCAGGAGCAGCAUCCUGAUCUUUCGCGCCAAUGAAUAUUUAAGAAAGUUAAUAGAGUCAAUAUCGGUUGUGUUUUGGAAAGGCCGGAAAUGGAAAGGCACGUACUGGCCAAGCAAAUGGAAAUGGUACCACCGACAUGGCUACUGGGCCACUCGAAAAAAACUACUCAGCUUUGACAAGUAUAGGCCCUACAGGUAUCACGAAGUUAAGGGGCACGGAAAGCCGAAGCUUCAAUUCUGGCAGGACCACUCCUAUUAUAGACCCCUCAAGCAGACUACGAAGUUUUGGUGA